AUGCCCCCCCACCCAAGUUCGAGCAGUGCGAGCCACCCUCCGGUCACACUCACUCUUCACAAUGGGCUUAUGGCGAAGCUCAAACCGUCCAAAAUUUUCAAAACGGCAGUCGAACCAGCCCCCAAACCACCAUCACCAGUAGGUCCCGGUCAACAUCAAAAAGCAGCCCCACCUGCACGAAGCGUAACAGGGAUAUGCUUCGACGACAGAGGCGAUCAACUAAUUACAGCUGGUGAAGAUGAAACCUUCAAGCUGUACAGUUGUAAGUCGGGCAAACUCACAAAAACGUUCUAUUCGAAGAAAUAUGGCGUCGAUCUGCCACGUUUCACCCACAAAAACACUGCCAUUCUUCAUGCAUCAACGAAAGAAGAUGAUACGAUUCGCUACCAUUCUCUCCACGACAAUAAAUACCUUCAAUAUUUUCGUGGUCACAAAGCCAGGGUUGUCUCCCUUGAAGUUUCACCGAUAGAUGAUGGGUUCAUGUCAGGGUCCAUGGACAACACUGUCCGUCUCUGGGACCUCCGAACCCCCAACUGUCGAGGUCUAUUGACCCUUCCUAACAAUUCCGUUGUGGCAUACGAUUCUUCUGGAAUGGUUUUUGCUGUCGCCGUGAAUGAAUAUUCUCGAAUACUUCUAUAUGACACGGCAAACUACGACAAGGCCCCUUUUAUCACUAUCCUUCUUGAAGAUCCUGCUUUGGCUCUCAAAAGUUACCCUCCCCGUCCGAUCUGUAUGACAUCUCUGUCAUUUUCGACGAAUGGAAAAUAUCUCCUUGUUGGGUGCUCAAGCGAUACGCAUUACAUACUAGACGCGUUUGACGGGUUUCUGAUUGCAAAGCUGGAGGGACAUAUAGGUUUAGAACGAACAAGGAUUAAUGCGCAGUUGGACAUCAAACCGUCCAAAGGUAUCAGCGGGGAAGAAGUCAGUUGGACCCCGGAUAGCAAGUAUGUUAUUGGCGGGAGUCUCGAUGGAAGAAUCUUCAUAUGGGAUAUCACAAAUUUGCCUCCCCGCCCCGACCCCGAACCCACUAUACCAUCUCGACCUGAUACCAUUUUGUCGUCUCGAGCAGAAGCCGAGCGCAAAAAAUUUCCUGUGCGGUUGAAUCCCAUUGUUGCCUUGGAUGCUCAUCCGGGACCAUCACGGUGCGUCAAGUUCAACCCACGGCUUGCAAUGAUGGCUAGUGCGGGAACAGAAUUGGCCUUCUGGCUUCCUGAUACUUCCGGGGAUGCAGAAGAGGCUGCAAAGGAUCUGCUCAAGAAAAGAACUGCUUGA
Psilocybe cubensis is the source of this 1272-nucleotide messenger RNA. RefSeq lists its product as uncharacterized. Gene Ontology annotation, cellular component: Set1C/COMPASS complex. NCBI's taxonomy places the organism in Eukaryota, Fungi, Basidiomycota, Agaricomycetes, Agaricales, Agrocybaceae. Gene Ontology annotation, molecular function: protein binding; chromatin binding. The transcript is spliced from 4 exons. The coding region runs from base 1 to 1272 and encodes 423 amino acids. The record is from RefSeq and is a predicted model, not a curated record.